AUGUAGAAUUUGAUAUCUUUAUUCUAGGAUCCAAAUAUGUUUGCUCAUAUAAAUUAAUAAAGUGCAUAAUACAAAAAAACACUAAAAGUAAUACUCUUAUUAAUCAGUAUACAAGAAUUUAUAAGAUGCAUCAAAUAAGACUUUAGAAUUAUUUAUAAUUUCUAAAACAUGGAUUCGUUAAUGGAAACAAUAUUAGCAUUUUGAUGAAACCUAAUACUAUAAUCACAAUUAAAUAUACCAAAAGGUAAGCAUAGAAAUUUAUUUCUAAGCCUGGACCUAUAAAUUCUGAUUUAAAAUCUGAUGAAGCUUUUCUAUUCAACUAUCCAAAUAAUCAUUCCUUCAAUUAAAAAAUAGUAAAAUUACAUCCAGAAGAUUAUGUUUUAGUAAGUCAUUCAUUCUAAGUUAGGUUGGAAGUGAUUUGAUGAAUAUGUGGGAUUUAGAAUUUGGAUCUGAUUUAAUUAUUUAAAGAUGGAUCAUCUUUAAUGAAAGGUCUAAACCAAUUUCAAAUGUCAAUUUACUCAGAGUAUUAAUAAUUAAAAUCUUAUUAGCAAAGCAUUUAUCUGAAAAUUUAAAAUUCUAUUUAAGGUAUCAUAUAAGUAGAUGAAAGAUUUUUAAUUAAAGAGUGGAUUUCUUUAUUAAAAUAAGUUCUUAUAAAUGAAUUUAAAUUGAACUGUGAAAAUAUUAGAUUAUGGAAACAUAAACAUUAUGCUUCUAAUUAAGCUAUUAAACAAUUAGAAUAAUUAAAUGGAAAAUUUAAUGGAUAGAUAUUGGAUGAAAAUUUAUGUGUAGGAGAUUAUAAUGCUGAUUUAAUCAUUAUUGAUAUUUAAUUAAGUGGAAAGUGGUAAUAUGAGUAAUUAGAUUUAAAAGUAAAUAGUUAUAUUAUUAUUUUAGAGAGCUUGCUAAGAAGAAUUCAAAUAUUUAUUUAAUAAAGCUUAUAAAGGGUGUGAUAAAUUUUAUUGCAAUAGAAAUUACUGUAAUAGUAAUCCAAUAAUUUCUUAAUUACAAUUUGAAAAAGCUAGUUUAUAAUAAUUUCUUAUUGAAUUAUUUAAAGAGAAUAGUGUAGAUUGGAAUGAUGUGUGCUGGAAUACUGAUAAAGAAUUAAACCCAAUUUAAGAAUUAAAUGGAGAUUUUCUAGAAGAAAUAAACAAAUUGACAAAUUAUCCAAAUAGUUUUGGAGGUUCAUUUAUUUAAGGUUUUAAUGGUUCUUAUGAUUUUAUACUAAUGAAUAAUGGAGAUCCAAGAUUAAAUAUGUUUAUAAUCAAUGAAAUAAAUAAAUUUAUUGAUUGUAAUAUUUUAAGGGAUUGGAUAAGAAAUCUAUAUAGAUCAAAGGAAAAAAGUCUAUUUAAAUUGAGAUCAAUACUUAUUAUUUUGCAUUUUGGAUGUUUUAAUUAGAUUAUAUCUGAUAAAUAGAACAAUUUAUUUGAGUAUUUGUUCCAUUUGGAUAAAGAUAGCAAGAACCUGUUGUCUUAGUAUAUAAUCUUUCUUCCAAAUUAGCAAUUUAAUAUGAUAAUAGAAGAAAUGAUUAAAAAUUUGUCAACUUUUAUAAAGCACUAAUCUUAAUAACCAAUUUAAUUAUUAUAAAAAGAAGAUAUUUAAUAUUUAAAAAAUCAACUAGAAUUUUUACAGUUAUUUUACAAAUCUAAUGAGAAAUUGAAAAGAGUUAGUAAUGAGAAAUUUAUUAUUAAUGAAGUAACAAUACUUUAUCCAAAACAAGCUGAGUUGUUAGAAUAUAAAUAAUUUAUUAGUUAUUAAAAUAAUUCAUUUGAGAGUUAUUACUUUACUUUUUGUUAAUAUCCAUGGGUUAUUCCAAUUGAGUUUAAAUAUCAAAUUUUAACUUUGGAUUCUAGUAUAAAUCAAAGAAACUAGGGCGAUUUGAUUUGGUAAUAGAUAGGGUUUAACUCUUUAAAAUUAUUAAUUGAUAGAAAUGAUAUUGUAAACUGUGCAUUAGGAUAGCUUUCGAAACCAGGAAUUAAUCUGAAAUCUAAAUUAUCAAUAGUUUUUAAGGGAGAAUAAGGUAUAGAUUAAGGAGGUCUGACAAGAGAGUUUUUCUCAUUAUUAUCUCAUAAACUUUUCGAUAUUCAAUUUACAAUGUUUGUCACAAAAAACAAUAAUACUGUGUUAUGGUUUAAUAAAUAUCAUAUGGAGAUGCCUGUUAAAUAUGAAUUAAUUGGAAUGUUAUUAGGAUUGGCUCUAUAUAAUUAAGGUAUAUUUAUAAUAAAUGAUUUAAGUAUUGCUUGAUAUUAGCUUCCCGUAGUUAGUAUUUAAGAAGUUGAUGAAUGAACAAGUUUCCUUUGAAGAUCUUAAAGAAUUAGAUUUAGAUACUUAUAAAGCAUUAAAUCAAUUAAGUUAAUAUGAAAAGGAUGAUAUUGAGGAAACCUUUGCAUUAAAUUUUACAAUUACUGAAUAUGAUAAUUGGGGAUAAGCCUUAAAUAUUGAAUUAAUAGUAAAUAUUUAAUUAAUUAAUAGUAAAAUGGUUCAUAAGUAAUUGUCAAUUAGAAAAAUAAACAUUAAUACAUAAAACUAUGUAUUGAGUAUUAUUUGAAUGAUUCAAUUAAGAAGGAAUUCGAAAAAUUUCAUAAAGGAUUUUGGAAGGUUGUGGAUGGAAAUGGGAUUAAAUUGUUGACAGGAACUGAGUUGCAAACUAUGAUAUUGGGACAAAAAUACAUUAAUAUGUAAGAACUAUAAUAGUCUACAAUAUAUGAUGGAUACGAUUAGAAUUCUGAAUAUAUAAGAACUUUCUGGGCUUAUAUUCAUUAAUUUGAUGAAUAACAGUAGAAGAGAUUUUUAUUCUUUUGUACAGGAUCAGAUAGAAUUCCUGUGGGAGGAUUAAAAUCACUAAAAUUCUUAAUUUAGAAACAUGGUGAAGGUAGAAAUUAUAUUAUAUAUAUAUAGACACUGAGGAAUUACCAUCAGCACAUACAUGUUUCAAUAUUUUUUUAUUGCCGUAAUAUGAUUCUGUUGAAAAGAUGAUAAUAAAAUUGUAGAUUGCUUUUGAAAAUAGUGAAGGAUUUGGACUUAUAUGA
This is a messenger RNA of Paramecium pentaurelia, 3023 nucleotides long. The record is from the annotation of a GenBank genome assembly. Lineage: Eukaryota; Ciliophora; Oligohymenophorea; Peniculida; Parameciidae.